Pangasianodon hypophthalmus (striped catfish) is the source of this 3519-nucleotide messenger RNA. RefSeq names its product homeobox protein HMX2. The record is from RefSeq and is a predicted model, not a curated record. Gene Ontology annotation, cellular component: nucleus. Gene Ontology annotation, molecular function: DNA-binding transcription factor activity, RNA polymerase II-specific; RNA polymerase II transcription regulatory region sequence-specific DNA binding. Gene Ontology annotation, biological process: regulation of transcription by RNA polymerase II. The coding region runs from base 293 to 1150 and encodes 285 amino acids. Lineage: Eukaryota; Metazoa; Chordata; Actinopteri; Siluriformes; Pangasiidae. The transcript is spliced from 2 exons.
AUGCAUGCAAAAAAAAAAAAAAGAAAGAAAGAAAGAAAAUGAAGCAUCACACACACUCCUGAGUCGGAGUGGAGAGACGGAGAGAAGGAGAGAAGGAGAGAAGGCACGCGCUCAGGAGGAAGAGAUUCUCCAUCCGGAGUCACGAGGAUUUAGACUGAAAAAUAAUAAUAAUACUAAUAAUAAUCAUCUAAAUCUCAAAAACGUAUUUUUAGUUUUAUUUUGUUUUGAUUUAUUUUCAUCUUAAGUAGAAAUGAGCGCGUGGUGAGUGAGCGAUGAGGCUGAAGUGGUGGAGAUGGUGAUGGUGGUGGUGGUGGUGAUGAUGAUGAUGAUGAUGAGGAUGAAGAUGAUGAUGAUGAAUCAGUCUCCAGCCCCGAGCUUCACCAUCCGCUCCAUCCUGGGCACCGCGGCGGAGAGCGCGAGGCAGGACGGCGGAAGCGGAGGUGGAGGUGCAGGUGGAGGUGGAUCGCGUGCAGCAGCAGCAGCAUCAGCGGCGGCGGUGGUGUCGGUGGCGCAGAGGAGGCGCGCGCUCUCGGUGUCCUCGGACGGCUGCAGCGCUGAGGAGGAGGAGUGCAGCGGCACCGAGUGUUUCUGCAAACUCCAACACACACUCUGCUCCAAAACCCGCCCGAAUGCUACAGUAAACAAACCCUCAUCAGAAGGGAAGGAGCACACGCUGCACAGCUGCACCAACAGUAAUAAAGAUGACCAGCGAUCAGCGAGUCCGUGCAGUGAGAAGCGCGCUGACGGCGGCGCCGAUGACAAAUCCAGCGGUGGAGACACAGCGAAGAAGAAGACGCGCACGGUGUUCUCGCGGAGCCAGGUGUUCCAGCUGGAGUCAGCGUUUGACGCUAAGCGGUACCUGAGCAGCGCUGAGCGGGCGUGUCUGGCCUCCAGCCUGCACCUGAGCGAGACGCAGGUCAAGACCUGGUUCCAGAACCGGAGGAACAAGUGGAAACGGCAGCUCGCCGCCGAGCUCGAGGCCGCACACGUGGCUCACGCGGCUCCUUCAGCCGCUCGGACUCUGGUCGGGAUGCCGCUGGCUGGAUUCGGUGUUCCCAUGCCGAGAUCUGCUGCUUUUCCGAUGUAUUAUCCCGGAAGUAAUGUUCCAGCAUUUCCUCUGUACAGUCUUUACAGUAACAUUGACUGCUGAGGUGGACGUUUGAUGGAUGCUGUGGUGAAGAGGGUGUGUCUGCAGACAGAGACCAGUGGGCGUGUCUUUGAGAGGGAUCGAUGGGCGUGUCUUUGAGAGGGAUCGAUGGGCGUGUCUUUGAGAGGGAUCGAUGGGCGUGUCUUUGAGAGGGAUCGAUGGGCGUGUCUUUGAGCGUGACAUUUGCCGUGUCUUUUAGUGGGACAGGUGGGCGUGUUUGAAUGGGAGACAGAUGGGUGUGUCUUAGACUCGGAAAAAGAUGACGCGUCUUUGCGCUCACGUGUGGACUCAUGGAUAAACCUUUCAAAAAACAUUCUCUCAGGUCACGAGGUUAGCUCAUGUUAGCUAGUUGGCUAACAAAAUGUAUACAUGCGUGGCAAUGAAUACUUGAAGACUUCAAUAUAUGGACACGCCUACAUUCUCACCUAUAGGUCUUAAAGACCGCCCACUCAGAGCUGCCCUCAAUUCCAUAUAUGGGCUCAAAGACACACCCACAUCUCCACCUAUAGAUCUUAAAAAACCCGCCCACUCAGAACUCCCAUUUUUCAUAUACGGACUCAACGACACGCCUUCUCUGGUCUAAGAUUUGCAGACACACCUUAUGGGCCAUGGUUGCCAGGCAACCAUGAUGAACAAUAUAAAAAAAAAAACAUCUAGAAUAUAACUAGCAACUCUACUUACAAAAAUCAUACCAUCUUUAAAUAUGUUAUAAAUAAUGGCUCUUUUCUGUCACUGUAUUCAAUUUUUAAAAAUAUUUUGAAGACAUCUCACGCUACACCCCGUUUACACCACUCGGUGGGACGAUCCGUUUCCAUGGAAACAAAGAAUCCGAUGAUUUUGUAAAAAUGAAGACAAAAAGAAAAGGCUCAUACUUUAGCCCCGCCCCUAAAGCUAAGCUUUACCUUUGUAAAUUGCGGAUUAUUUUAAUCAGACGAAAUUCAGAAUAUUAUAACAAUAAAAGAUAUUUUCAGCAAUAGUGUAGCCAGGAAGGAUUCAGGAAACACGAAAUAAAAUCAAUUCGUGAUCUGUAAUAAUUCUAUCGAUACAAAUUUGAUCAUUAUUUAAGGCGUGAUCUAGCGUCAUAGCGUCUCACUAUCUUAAUAACGGUGCUGUAAAAUAAAUCUCUGUUACAAUUAUAUUGGAAAUGAUUCGAACAAGAAGCUAGGAAAAAGAAUUUAAUCAGAUAAAUGAGAUAAAUCUUUUCCUCGUCCUGCAUUUCAUCAGCGAUCACCUGGACAUCGCUGAGUUCGGAGUGUAGCUAGCUAGCUAGCUAGUAGCUUAAAAUGCAUGAUCCUGAUUGGCUGAUUCUGCAUCUAGCCAAUAAAGUGUGAUUAAACGAUAUAAGAGACGUGACGUCCCUGGAUCUUAAACGUGGACAAAUUGUAAAGAUGACUACGUUAACCUUUUAUGAACUUGUAACAUUAUAGCGCAAUUGCUGCGCAAAAUGUUUUUUUUAAACACGUGCAGUUUGUGUGUAAUUUUAAACAACUACAAAUAAACAUUUGGAAAUAAAAACAUAAAGUAUUUGAGGAUGAUUCAAACCUGAAAUCUCCCUCACUGACUUCCAGCGAUUAUAUCAGCGUCAUCUACAGAUAGCUAGCCUGUUGUAGUUUAGCUUAGCUUAAUAACAUGGUAGCUAAUGUUAGCAUAGUUAGACUUAAGGUUCAAGUCAAUCAGUAUUGACUGAUGCAUCAUUAUAACAAGCUUAUAUAUUUGAUAUAUAUUUAUAUAUUGUGUGUUUGGCUGGAAGUUAACGUCACUAAUAAAUGACUUACUCUCUAAAAAAUGGUGAAAAUGAAAUUUCCCGUGGCGUCAGUACCGCGUUCUCUCCACUCCAGGACGUUCUCACAAACACAGGAAAGGCGAAGCUCCUUGGAUUAAACACUGAAAUAAUCUGUAUUACGCUAAAUCUGUAUUAUCUGUAUUACUAGCAUAAAUACAUCUCACCUCCUUUUAUGCAUUUUUUCUCUACAUAAACUCAUCUGUGUCUCGAAUCACACACACGUGUGUCUGACACACAGACGCGUGUAGUGCAGGAAAGACGUUUCUUUGUUUUUUACAUUCUCGCUUUUUACAUAGUUCAGUGCUUUAAAGUAUUUCUAUAUACUGAUCUUAUAGCUUAGCAUUUUCUACAUUAGCACUUAGCCUUCCAGAUUACAGCCUUUAGGAUGGUGGGAUUUGAGACACAGUUCAUCACGACGUAAUAUAUUUUAUUCUUAAAGCAUGACACUUCCUUAUAUCCUCACUUUUAUUAUUAUUAUUAUUAUUAUUAUUAUUAUUAUUAUUAUUAUAUACCAAGCAAUAUACAGCUUUAAAUGCUCAUUUGUAUUUGUUAUGUUACUAAUCUGUAAAUAAAUCUGCUUUAAGAAGUA